Molecule: messenger RNA, 1763 nt
Organism: Cokeromyces recurvatus
Lineage: Eukaryota; Fungi; Mucoromycota; Mucoromycetes; Mucorales; Mucoraceae
Product: heat shock protein 70 family
Exons: 3
Coding region: 161-1570 (469 amino acids)
Biological process (GO): vesicle-mediated transport; protein refolding; cellular response to unfolded protein
Cellular component (GO): cytosol; nucleus; cytoplasm
Molecular function (GO): ATP-dependent protein folding chaperone; misfolded protein binding; ATP hydrolysis activity
Source: RefSeq, a predicted model, not a curated record
ACUCCUGAAGAAAUCUCUUCUAUGGUCCUCACUAAGAUGAGAGAAACCGCUGAAGCUUAUUUGGGCACCACCGUUAAGAACGCUGUCAUUACCGUUCCUGCCUACUUCAACGACAGUCAACGUCAAGCUACUAAGGAUGCUGGUUUGAUUGCUGGUAUGAAUGUUCAACAAGGUUGAAGGUGAACGUAACGUCCUUAUUUUCGAUUUGGGUGGUGGUACCUUCGAUGUUUCCCUCUUGACCAUUGAAGAUGGUAUCUUCGAAGUCAAGGCCACUGCUGGUGAUACUCACUUGGGUGGUGAAGAUUUUGAUAACCGUCUCGUUUCUCACUUCAUGCAAGAAUUCAAGCGUAAGUUCAAGAAGGAUAUCUCUGGUAACGCUCGUGCUGUUCGUCGUCUCCGUACUGCUUGUGAACGUGCUAAGCGUACCUUGUCUUCUGCUGCUCAAACCACCAUCGAAAUUGACUCCCUCUUCGAAGGUGUUGAUUUCUACACUUCUUUGACUCGUGCCCGUUUCGAAGAAUUGAACCAAGAUCUCUUCCGUAACACUAUGGAACCCGUCGAAAAGGUUCUCCGUGACUCCAAGAUUGACAAGUCCCAAGUCCACGAUAUUGUCCUUGUUGGUGGUUCUACCCGUAUCCCUAAGGUUCAAAAGUUGGUUUCUGACUUCUUCAAUGGUAAGGAACCCAACAAGUCUAUCAACCCUGAUGAAGCUGUUGCUUAUGGUGCUGCUGUUCAAGCUGCCAUUCUUUCCGGUGAUACCUCCGAAAAGACCCAAGACUUGCUUCUUUUGGAUGUUGCCCCUCUUUCCCUCGGUAUUGAAACCGCUGGUGGUGUCAUGACUGCUCUUAUCAAGCGUAACACUACCGUUCCCACCAAGAAGUCUGAAAUCUUCUCCACCUAUGCUGAUAACCAACCUGGUGUCCUCAUUCAAGUCUUUGAAGGUGAACGUGCCCGUACCAAGGAUAACAACUUGCUUGGUAAGUUCGAAUUGACCGGUAUUCCUCCUGCUCCUCGUGGUGUUCCUCAAAUCGAAGUCACUUUCGAUGUCGAUGCUAACGGUAUCUUGAACGUCUCUGCUCUCGACAAGACCACUGGUAAGUCCAACAAGAUCACCAUCACCAACGAUAAGGGUCGUCUUUCCAAGGAAGAUAUUGAACGUAUGGUUAACGAAGCCGAGAAGUACAAGGCUGAAGAUGAAGCCGCCGCUGCUCGUAUUCAAGCCAAGAACGGUUUGGAAUCCUAUGCUUAUAACCUCCGUAACACCCUUCAAGAUGAGAAGGUUGGCGGUGCCCUUGGUGAAGAAGAUAAGAACAAGUUGAAUGCUGCUGUUGAUGAAGCUAUCAAGUGGCUCGAUGACUCUCAAGAAGCUUCCAAGGAAGAAUAUGAAUCUAAGCAAAAGGAAUUGGAAGAAGUUGCUAACCCCAUCAUGAUGAAGUUCUAUCAACAACAACAAGGUGGUGCUGCUGGUGCCGCUCCCGGUGGUUUCCCUGCUGGUGCUGCUCCUGGUGGUUUCCCUGCCGGUGGUAACACUGCUGAAACUGACGGUCCUUCCAUCGAAGAAGUUGAUUAAAUUGCGUCAUCACAUGGAGUUUUUUUUUCUUAGACUUUUUUAAUAUUUGAGAGGCUUUUAUUAUUAUAUAUACAAAUAUAGAUAUCGUUAUACAUCUUGUAAAAAAAAAAACAUAGAAUUGUUCCUUUAUUUUGUUUCAUGUAAAAUAAAAUAUAGAAUUCUUAGUUUUGUCAUACUGUAUAUUUCCCUAUAA